AAAUGUGAUGAGUUUUUAAACACAAAGAGGGAGUAGCACUGGUAACCGACAAAUGAGCUUUUAAAAGCAAUACACAAUCUCCAUCUUUUCUCCAUUCUCCCUCCCAAAUUCUCUCAAUUGGGAAACCAUAACCAAAAUUGGGAGGCAGGACACCAUUUUCACACAAAAAUGGAAGAAAAUAACAGAAUAACAAUGUCGAUAAUGCCACAACGCCAUCUGCAUUGUCUCCUCAUCAUCUUACUCUGUGUUCUCGGUACAAUCACAUCCUCAGUAACUUCGAUAUUCGACUAUGGAGAUGCUCUGUCUAAGAGUCUUCUUUACUUCGAAGCCCAGCGUUCUGGACGUCUUCCUUAUAAUCAACGCGUCUCUUGGCGUCAUCAUUCUGCCCUCACCGACGGUCUUCAACAAGGGGUAGACUUAGUGGGCGGGUACUAUGACGCAGGAGACCACGUCAAAUUCGGAUUACCCAUGGCGUUUACAGUUACAAUGUUAUCGUGGGGAGUAAUUCAAUAUGGAUCCGAAAUCGAAGAGUCAGGUCAAUUGGAGCAUGCUUAUGAAGCAAUCAAAUGGGCUACUGAUUAUUUCAUUAAAGCGCAUACUAACCCUAAUGUUCUAUGGGUUGAAGUUGGGGAUGGAGAUACUGAUCAUUAUUGCUGGCAAAGGCCGGAAGAUAUGACGACGUCGCGGCAAGCGUAUAAGAUUGAUGAGGAGAAUCCUGGGUCUGAUGUUGCAGGAGAAACUGCUGCUGCCAUGGCUGCUGCUUCCAUUGUUUUUAGGAAGAUUAACCCUAAUUAUUCUUAUUUACUUUUGCGUCAUGCUAAACAGCUAUUUGAAUUUGGAGACAAGUACAGAGGAAAAUAUGAUGAAAGUUUGGAGGUGGUAAGAAACUACUAUGCAUCAGUAAGUGGGUACAAAGAUGAGUUGUUGUGGGCAGCUUUGUGGCUCUACAAAGCCACCGACAAUCAACACUAUCUGCAUUACACUCUUCAAAAUGCUCAUUCUUUUGGUGGGAUCGGAUGGUCUAUUUCUGAAUUUAGCUGGGACGUUAAAUAUGCUGGCCUCCAAAUCUUUGUUGCUACUCAGUUGUUAGCUGAUAAAAAGCACGAGCAACAUAGAACGAUACUCCAACAAUAUCACUCAAAAGGUAAAUAUUACCUAUGCUCAUGUCUUAAAAAGAACAAGAACGGAAGUAAUGUUGAGAAAACACCCGGAGGCCUCUUAUUCGUAAGGCAAUGGAACAACAUGCAAUAUGUCUCAUCGGCUGUCUUCUUACUGACCGUAUACUCUGAUUUCCUUCAAAUCACAAACCAAGUGCUCGAGUGCCCCGAUGGUCAAGUAAAUCAUGUGGAGAUGCUUAAUUUUGCCAAGUCUCAAGUUGACUAUAUCCUAGGCUCAAAUCCGAUGAAUAUUAGCUACUUAGUAGGCUACGGAGAAAACUACCCUAAAAGGGUGCACCAUAGAGGGGCUUCAAUUGUAUCAUAUAGAGAAAAUAAUGCCUUCAUAGGGUGCACCCAAGGCUAUGACAAUUGGUAUGCUAGGUUAGAUGCGAACCCCAAUGUUGUGGUUGGCGCGCUUGUUGGAGGACCCGAUUUUCAAGAUAAUUUUACGGAUGAUAGGGGGAAUUUCAUGCAAACCGAGGCUUGCACAUACAAUACAGCCCCCCUUGUAGGAGUUUUUGCAAAGUUGAAUCAAUUAGAUGGUCUUGAAGAUACUUCUCAAGAAUUAUCUUCCUCUUUUGCUUCCUUAAAGUAAGUGUAUAACCAAAUUUAUGAUCUUUGUGUAGUGUUUGAGUUAAAAUUUUCAUAUUAGUGUUUUUCAAAUUGUAAAGGUUAUCAGGGAUGGGUGUAUGUACCACCUCAAAUAGUAUACAAGUCUUGAAAGAAAUGGGGAAAUAUUGUACCUCAAUUUUCAAAUUUGUUUAUAAAAUUACAAUGGUUUCCUUGUUUGUGAAUAAGUAUUACAUGGCACCUAAAAU
Molecule: messenger RNA, 1975 nt
Organism: Amaranthus tricolor (Joseph's coat)
Lineage: Eukaryota; Viridiplantae; Streptophyta; Magnoliopsida; Caryophyllales; Amaranthaceae
Product: endoglucanase 11-like
Exons: 4
Coding region: 169-1752 (527 amino acids)
Biological process (GO): carbohydrate metabolic process
Molecular function (GO): hydrolase activity, hydrolyzing O-glycosyl compounds
Source: RefSeq, a predicted model, not a curated record